This is a messenger RNA of Aspergillus ruber CBS 135680, 846 nucleotides long. RefSeq lists its product as uncharacterized. The transcript has 3 exons. Gene Ontology annotation, cellular component: nucleus; cytoplasm. The coding region runs from base 1 to 747 and encodes 248 amino acids. NCBI's taxonomy places the organism in Eukaryota, Fungi, Ascomycota, Eurotiomycetes, Eurotiales, Aspergillaceae. The record is from RefSeq and is a predicted model, not a curated record.
AUGCGAUUCCUUUGCCUUCCAGGCGCGUUUAACAACGCAAAGACAUUCGAGGCACAGCUCAAGCCAUUAUGUGAUAUCCUUGAAUCCGACGAAAGUGCUACCUUCCACUUUGCAGAGGGAAACGUCCUCGUCGACAUACCCCAAGAAUAUACAGGCUUUUUUGGACCACCACCAAACUACGCAUUCUUCGAGGUGAAUAACCGGGACGCCGUUCUCCAGCAUAUCCGACAUUUCCCACGUGGCGAAACCCCUGAAAGUACUUUGCGCUCUAUUACAAAGCAAUCUGUCUCUUCCUCGUUCCAGAGUGUUCGGUCUGCCCUCGACUACCUGACUCAGCUUCUUGAUAAGGAGCCGGAUAUAGAUGGCGUCAUUGGGUAUUCUGAAGGAGCCCGUGUUGCCGCUUCACUGAUAUUGGACGAGAACCAGAGACAGAAGGAUUCGGGGCGGACUCCUCAUAUUAAAUGUGCGAUAUUUAUUGGAGGAUGGCAGCCUGUUCAUCCUGUUUCCGGUGGUGAUGUGUACGCAGAUGAGACGGAAGAAAGGAUUGAGGUUCAUACCUGCCAUGUCCUUGGCAGUAAUGAUCCAUAUAUCGAUGCUUCACUGGCACUGUAUAACCUUUGUAAUCAGGAUCGUGCGGAUCUAUUUGAUCAUGGAGCCGGGCAUGUUCUUCCACGCGAGAAGGCAGCUUUGGAGGACCUUGCUGAUGUCGUUCGAAACAUGAUCACGGAUGCAAAUGAGGUUAGUUGAUACUAUACAGAAGGAAAAGUUUUCGUAAUGAUUUUGGCAUCAGUCAAUUCAACGCGUUUCUGUAUCCCAACAGCAAAUUGCGAGGGUUUCACAUUCGAA